Molecule: messenger RNA, 1764 nt
Organism: Gastrolobium bilobum
Lineage: Eukaryota; Viridiplantae; Streptophyta; Magnoliopsida; Fabales; Fabaceae
Product: probable pectinesterase/pectinesterase inhibitor 61
Exons: 3
Coding region: 1-1749 (582 amino acids)
Biological process (GO): cell wall modification
Molecular function (GO): pectinesterase inhibitor activity; pectinesterase activity
Source: RefSeq, a predicted model, not a curated record
AUGGAGUAUGGAAGGUUGGGACCCACCGACCCGGGUGGCUCCACGCGCUCCGACGCACCUCUUACCAAUCCGCCAAGAUCCUCCGGCGAGAAGAAGAUCAUCUUCCUCUCACUCCUCGCCGUCGUUCUCAUCGUCGCCUCCGCCGUUUUAGUAACCACCGUCCGCUCCCGCCUUUCCGGCGAGGAUAAAAACGGGCCUCACUCACGCGCGAAGCCCACACAGGCAAUCUCUCGCACGUGCAGCAAAACUCAGUUCCCAACUCUAUGCGUGAACUCACUCCUCGAUUUCCCAGGUUCCACGGCGGCGUCGGAGAAGGACCUCGUCCACAUUUCCUUCAACAUCACCCUCCAGCGACUCACCAAGUCUCUCUACUCCUCCGCCGCCAUCUCCGCCACCAUGAACUCUCUCGUCCGCGCCGCCUUCGAAGACUGCCUCGAGCUCCUCGACGACUCCAUUGACGCCCUCGCACGCUCCCUCACCUCCCUCGGUUCCUCCUCCUCCUCCUCCGACGUGGUGACGUGGCUCAGCGCCGCCCUAACUAACCAGGACACUUGCGCGGAGGGGUUCGCCGACACGAGCGGCGCCGUCAAAGAUCAAAUGGCCAACAACCUCAAGGACUUGUCGGAGCUGGUGAGUAAUUGUCUCGCGAUAUUCUCUGCCUCCGGCGCCGGCGACGACUUCUCGGGUGUCCCCAUACACAAUAAGAGACGAUUAAUGGCAAUGCGAAACGAUAAUUUCCCGAGAUGGUUGAAUAGACGAGAUAGGAGAUUGUUGAGCUUGCCCGUGUCGGAGAUACAAGCCGAUAUUAUAGUGUCGAAGAGUGGCAAUGGAACGGUUAAGACUAUCUCCGAAGCCAUUAAGAAGGUUCCGGAGUACGGUGGCCGGCGCUUCAUUAUCUACGUCAGGGAAGGAAGGUACGAAGAGGAGAAGUUAAAGGUGGGGAGGAAGAAAACCAAUGUGAUGUUCAUAGGGGACGGGAAGGGUAAGACGGUCAUCACGGGCGGUAAAAAUGUUAAGGAGGGCUUGACCACAUUUCACAGCGCAUCCUUCGCUGCUAGUGGUGCUGGUUUCAUAGCAAGAGACAUGACGUUCGAGAACUACGCCGGGCCGGGAAAGCACCAAGCGGUGGCCCUCCGUGUCGGAGCGGACCAUGCGGUGGUGUACCGCUGCAACAUCAUCGGUUACCAGGACACAAUGUAUGUGCACUCAAACCGUCAAUUCUUCCGGGAAUGUGACAUUUACGGUACGGUGGACAUGAUAUUCGGCAACGCCGCCGUUGUUUUCCAAAACUGCAGUCUCUAUGCUCGCAAGCCCAUGCCCCAACAGAAGAACACCAUCACGGCCCAAAACAGAAAGGAUCCGAAUCAGAACACGGGUAUUUCCAUCCACAAUUGUCGGAUCCUGCCCACCCCGGAUCUGGAAGCAUCCAAAGGUAGCUUCCCAACCUAUCUGGGUCGUCCAUGGAAACUAUACUCUAGAACUGUGUACAUGUUAUCAUACAUGGGGGAUCACAUUCAUCCACGUGGAUGGCUGGAAUGGAAUGCAACCUUUGCUUUAGACACAUUGUAUUAUGGUGAAUACAUGAAUUAUGGGCCGGGUGCAGCCGUUGGCCAACGGGUCAAGUGGCCCGGGUAUCGGGUCAUCACGUCCACCGAUGAAGCAAGCAGAUUCACGGUGGGCCAAUUCAUAAUGGGCUCGUCGUGGUUGCCCCCCACCGGAGUUGCAUUCGAAGCUGGAUUAUCCACCUGAUUGCCAUGUUGGUCC